AUGAAGUGGUCACUCUUGUCCGCUGCUCUCGCAGCCCUGACCUUCGCCAGCACGUCGUCGGCAAUCUCCAUCCUGCUGAAUAACGAUGACGGCUUCGGGAGUGCCCAGAUCCGAGAAUUCUACCGCUUGUUGAAGGAGAGCGGGCACGAAGUCGUCAUGGUAGCCCCCGCCGACAACGAAAGUGGCCAAGGUGGUCGAUCCGUCUUCACCAACAACAAGUCGCUCGCCGUCAACUCGGAGUUCAACCUCAUCCCCGCCGGUGCACCGUCGCUGGGCCGUGAUCCCAACGACGCCGACAUCUGGUAUUACAACUGCACGCCAGCUGCGUGCACCUUUGUGGCGCUCGACUACGUGCUCCCCACCUUUUACAACAACCGAUCCAUUGACCUGUUCGUGGCGGGACCCAACUUCGGCCUCAACCAGGGCUACUUUUUGUACACUCUCUCCGGAACCAUUGGUGCUACAUAUGCUGCCAUCGGGCGUAACAUCCCGGGAAUCGCCUUCUCCGGAGGCAACAGCGAGCAGCGAUCGUACACCUGGAUCAACAAAACCACAGCCUCUGGCUACCCCGACCCAGCCACGAUUCAAGCCCAGCUGGCCACCAAUCUCGUCAACCAGCUCGUCAAGGGCUCCCGGUCUGGCAAGCCUCUUCUGCCUCUCGGCUACGGGCUCAACGUCAACACCCCGGUCAUCACAUCGCUGACCAACGACUCGUGCGUCAACCCGCCCUUCAUCCAGACGCGGCUCGGCGGCGGCGCCACGACCGACAAGGCCGUCUACAACGCAACCACGGGCCUCUUCACGUACGCGAACCUGAUCACCGACGGCAACAACGUGUGCAUCAACGGCAACUGCGCUUUACCCGGUGAGACCCCCGUCGUGGACAACGGCUGCUACGGCGCCGUGUCCGUCUUCUCCAUCGACUACGAUGCUCCCCAGGGCCCGGCACAGCAUGGCAUCCGCGCGGCGUUGCAGCCGUUGGUGGCGUACGAGAAUCCCGAUGCGAAGAUGUUGGUGAAGGCGCGGGACUCCAUGAGCAGUAAGUCUUAG
Molecule: messenger RNA, 1050 nt
Organism: Fonsecaea multimorphosa CBS 102226
Lineage: Eukaryota; Fungi; Ascomycota; Eurotiomycetes; Chaetothyriales; Herpotrichiellaceae
Exons: 3
Coding region: 1-1050 (349 amino acids)
Molecular function (GO): nucleotidase activity
Source: RefSeq, a predicted model, not a curated record